AUGGGUUUUGUGCUUCUGCAGCAGAUUGUUUGGAGCCGCAGGCAUCGCCUGAUAUGGAUGCUUGCAGCGUUGAUGCUGGCCCGGCUGCAGAUGCGGGAGAUCGUCUUUGUAGGACGCCGAGGCGUGAACAAGUACAUGGAAGAUGAGGCACGAAGAGAAGGACUGCUGCGUCGGAUGCCAGUGGCAGAAAUUGGCUGGGACGACCACAGUCUUUCCAAGGCAGACAUCAAGUCGUUGAGCAUGAUCUCUACUGCGUCGGACAAGCUCGACUGGUACAGGGCCAAAGCUGCUUGGGAUUCCUCGUCUCGCCUGAAGACGCCUCUGUGCAACGCGAUGAUGCAUGCCGCCUUUCGGUGUGGCCGGUAUGCAGAUGGGCAGCGCAUGUUCUGGGACAUGUGUGAGAGGGGCCUGCCCAAGAACUCGAUCACGUAUAACUGUGCCAUAAGACUUUUCUCCAUGCUUGGGCAGUAUGAACAUGCCUACGCCCUCUUCGAAGAAUCUCGUGACAACAUAGCGGUUUCGGGUGACCCUCGGUUGCUGUACCUCCUGCUGAGUGAGAUGAUCAACUCAAUGGCGGAGGCCGGCAAUGUAACCGGAGUUGGUGAGUUCCUGCAGCUUAUGACAGACAACGGCUUCCAGAUUGGUGAGGUGGCCUGGGGAUCGGCUCUGAAAGCUUGCAUGAUUGCUGGAGCCCCGGCUGUAGCUGAUUUCUUCAUGGAGCAGAUGGCCCAGUCAAACAUAUCAGCCACUAUUAUCCAUUACAGGCUAGUUAUGGGCGCCUAUGCAGGGCGAAAGGUGGAGCGCAUCCUCGCAUUGGCAGAGGAAGCAAAGCGACAUGGCUGUGACAAGGACACAUAUUUUUUAGAGGUGCAGGUUGCUGCUUUGCUCGGUUUCUGCGCCCGCGAGAAGCGGGUGCAAAGUGAAACUGCAGCCCGAACUGUGGUCCGGCAAGCAAAUCCUCAGCAUCGCGAGGCUGCCCUUGCGACAAUCAGAGCAGGCAAGUCUCGCGGAGUAUCUCUCAGCCUGCUCACGCGAUACUUUCAGUCAGCUUUGCUAGAA
Symbiodinium necroappetens is the source of this 1059-nucleotide messenger RNA. NCBI's taxonomy places the organism in Eukaryota, Dinophyceae, Suessiales, Symbiodiniaceae. The record is from the annotation of a GenBank genome assembly.